This is a messenger RNA of Closterium sp. NIES-65, 2769 nucleotides long. Lineage: Eukaryota; Viridiplantae; Streptophyta; Zygnematophyceae; Desmidiales; Closteriaceae. The record is from the annotation of a GenBank genome assembly.
AUGGAUUCUCGCUCGUCGCCCGUCGUCGCCGAGUCUCCCGGCGACGAUUCCGCCUCGCCAAUCCAUUCGCUAUCCGACGAUCUUCUCACCUCCAUCCUCCGCCUAGUCCUCUCCGCCAAUCCCACCGCAUCCGUUACAACAUCCGAUACAAGCACCGGCGAUUCUCGCCCGUCCUACCAGGCGGCUCUCGUCUGCAAGCGCUGGUCCCGCGUCGCGCCUCUCGCGCUCACCUCCCUCACAGUCCUCUCCGCGUCUUCCGCCGCCUCCCCCGCCGCCUCCUUUUCCCCCAAGCGCGAGCUGCUCUGCCGCCGCCUCGAGCUAGCGCUGCGCAAGUUUCCGAACCUGACUCGCCUGCACCUCGACAGCCACACGAUCGACUUCAUCGACGAUCGCUUCUUGCGCGCCCUAGGCUCGGCAUGCCCGAACCUGACGUACCUCUUCCUGGGAAAGGUUCGGCUGCCAGUUCGGCCGCCGCUCGUCGACGCGGUGAGCGAGACGGGCCUCGCGAGCGUUUUUCGCAGCUGCCGGCGGCUCGAGAAUGUGAGCGUGCACUGCGCGCCGAACAUCAAAUCGCUCCCCGCGUCGCUCCUCGAUCUUUCCGCGCUGCACCUGCUGCAGCUCGAAGCGCCGAGUUUAAAACUCUUCCCGGAAGUCUCCCGGGGGAGACUAAGCACGCUCCGCGAUUUGCGGCUGCUGUCGUGCAACGCGCUGCCGUGCCUGCCGGACUGUCUGGGCGACCUCGCGGGUCUCACGCAUCUGCGCAUCGAGAAAUCCGACAAUCUCGAGCAGCUGCCGGACUCGUUAUGCGACCUGCAGCUGCUCGACGUCCUCGUUAUAAGCUCCUGCUACUGGCUCACGUCGCUGCCCGACGAUCUCGGGCAGCUGCCGUGCCUGCGCGUGCUCGAAUUGGACGGCUGCGGGGGAUUGCUCGAAUUGCCCUGCUCGCUGCCGCAGCUCCACUCUCUCGAACGACUCGUUAUAAGCCGAUGCGGUAACCUUACACUCCUGCCCGAAGACAUUGGGCAGUUACCACUCUUACGCGAAUUGGAAAUCAGCAAGUGCCAUCGCCUCGUCGGCCUCCCGCCCUCCCUGUCGGACUUAGCCCAGCUCCAGUUCCUGGAAGUUUCCGACUGCACGCGUUUAGAGUCCCUUCCCGACGACUUAGGCCGUCUAUCUGUCCUUAGAACCCUGCGCCUCGCCUCGCUUCCUAAUCUCACCUCUCUGCCCGAAACCCUAGACCAGCUGACCUUUUUACGAGAGCUCCAAUUAGAAGAGAUAGACAAUCUUUUGGGCCUGCCCGACCCGGUAACGAGCCUCGGGCAGCUGGAAAAACUCGUUCUGGGGCUGUCCUGCUCGCCGAGUCUGCCCGAAUCCGUAGGCGCGCUGACCCGUUUGAAAGAGCUGCAGCUGCGACACUGUAAGGGGUUAACGAGUCUGCCUAUAGCGAUGCGCGCGAUGACGCGGCUGGAGCGGCUGGCGGUGGAGGAGUGCUGCGAGCUGGUGGCUCUGCGCCUGCCGGAAGGAGAGGCCGUGGGUGCUACUGGGAGGGAUGGGGGAGGGCAAGCAAAAUCAAGAUUCAAAGAAGAGGGAGGGGUAGCCGAGCAGGUGGAGGAAAAGCAGCGGCAGGAGCAGAAGGAGGGGGAGCAGGGACAGCAGGGCUGCACGUCCCUUCGCGCCCUCCCCGCAUCUCUGACUGCCCUGGCUGAGCUAGAGCGGCUGGUGGUAACCAGGUGCACCGCGUUACAGUGGGCGCCGGGGAACGUGGCGCGGAUGCAUGGGCUGCGGGAGCUGAGGCUGGAUGGGUGCAGAACGGUGCUGCUGCCGCCGUCGCUGGCGUGCUUGGGCCGGCUGGAGAGGCUGGUUGUAGUGAGUAAUGGGUGUAGUGGGAGCGGUGUAGGGGCGGGGGAUGAGCCCUUCUCCUCCUUCCUCCCCUCGCCGCCCCUGGCUCUCCCCCCCGGCAUGGGCCAGCUGGCGCAGCUGAGGGAGCUGGAGGUGAGCGGCUUUGACUCCCUCUCCGCCCUGCCGCCCUCCCUCGCCUCCCUCUCCCGCCUCACCCGCCUCUGCCUCACCGGAUCCCUCAAACUCGCCUCCCUGCCUGACCUUCCCUGUGGUCCGGUUGCUGCUGGUAAUGAUUCCUGCUGCUGCUGUGGUUGCCCCUCCUCCUCCUCCUCCUCCUCCUCCUCCUCCUCCUCCUCCUCCUCCUCCUCCUCCUCCUCCUCCUCCUCCUCCUCCUCCUCCUCUUCCUCCUCGUCCUCCUCCCUCCUCAUAGCCCCUUCCCGCACUGCCCCCAACGGCACCUUCUUCCUCCAUCUCACCAACCUACGAGACCUGCAGCUCGAUUCCUGCCUCUCCCUCUCCUCUCUCCCCUCCUCCCUCUCCUCUCUCUCCUCCCUCAACCGCCUCCACCUCGCCUUCUGCUCCUCCCUCUCCGCCCUCCCCCCACACCUCUCCUCCCUCUCCCACCUUCGCUCCCUCAACCUCCAAGAGUGCAUCUCCCUCACCUCGCUCCCCCCCUCCCUCUCCUCACUCGUCCGCCUGGAAGGGCUUUACCUCAAGGGGUGUAUCCAGCUGAAAAGCCUUCCGGGCGACAUUGGGUAUUUGCCGAGGCUAAGGGAAUUGGAUUUGAGGGACUGUGAGGGGCUGCUGGCACUGCCGGGGUCAAUCACCCUCCUUACGGGGCUCAAGUGGUUGGAUAUAUUUGGGUGUAGUAGUUUGGAUAUGGAGUCGGUCCCUGCAAGGAUAGGCCAAGCCACGAUCUAUCGGAGCUAG